AGAGGCUGUGACUCUUACAGCUCUAUCAAGUCUCGUUGAUAAAUUAAAAUGAUAAUGACAUCACCCUCACUAGCUAGCAGUGCAUAGCAACAAAAGCUCCAAAUGUAGUUCCAUCCAAUUAGAAUGUCACUACUAUUGAAGUUUGUAAUAGUGAACAAGCUAGCAGUGUAGAGUGUUCUCAAAAGUGCGGGAACGCACCACAUGUAUUAAUUACACAAUCUCCGCCAAAAAAACACUAUACCACAUUUUUCCGUCAAAUUAGAAUGUCACUACUAUUGACGUUUGUAAUACUGAGAAUUUGGCCUAUCAACACCAGAGGACAGACUUCAUGUUCUUAUUGUCAACGUUGGGUGUUUCAAUAUGUUAACCUCAGACGAGAUGAACAUGUAAAACUUGCAGGGCUCAAGGUUUCUUAGAAAUAUUCUAUCACACUACUUUCCUUCAGGUCGUCCUCAAUGAUUUCCAUACACUAGAUGACUCAUAGGGGUGCACUGUGUUGAAGCCCCGUCAUUGUAAAACUAUUUUGGACGCUAAAUGCAUUUAUUAAUGUCUACAUUAGUUUUUGCCACAUUUAUUCUAUUACACACACUAAUGCAUACUUUUAAAUUAUAUUAUAUGAGUUAAACCUGAAAACCUAAUGUUACUGUCCCCAUUAAAACAACCAAAUACUUAAAUACACUUACAAUUUUGACUUUAAACAUUUAAUCAAAAUACUGUAGAAUUCCAGUGACAAUAUGUCCGACCGGUCAGUUCAAAGCCUCUUCAUGGCCAGUACAUAGCAUGAGCAAUUAAGGGUGUACAUACAUCACUGGUCAUACUUCAUGUUUCCAACCCACCCACGCACACCAUGUCUCUUUUCACCGAGCCUGUUCUGUUCCCGAACUUCACAGCUACUGUUCCUUUUGUAUAGAGAACAGCCUUGAAACUAAUAAGCAGAGUGUACAACAGCUUUCUUGCCAAGCAUCAUGCCUGCUGCAGGCACUUACGAAUGACGCACACGCAAGCGACUUCAGAAUUCAACGUGGCAUUUAGCUAAUGUGUAAUUUGGAUGAUGCUUCGCAAGCUGGGAACACAAAAAAAAAAAAACACAUCACAAAUGUCACAUGCAGCUUUCAAUCUCAUUCCCUGCAGGAAAUAUCUCCAUGAUGCCACCAUUCAGGCCAAAAUCAAUCCCAUCAUGACCUUGGUCACCUAUUGAGCGGCUUGCUAAAAGUCCAUGGCUUACACAGGGGCACUCAAUGGCCACUCAGUGACUGGGAGUGCACUAGGACACCACCAUAACAUGUAGCCACAUCCGUGAUUAGGAAGUAGCCUGAGGAACAACCAUCUCCAGCAUCAACCUCAUCACAAUGGCAUUUCUGCCAAUAGAGUGCCCCUCUAGUUCUUUCGACACGGGUACCAUUCACUGAUCAAUACCUCUGAUCAGUUAUCAAUAAGGCUGUGUAUUUCUCCCAUCGCACCACACACAGUCACUCAGAGUCCAUGUUAGGUGUUUGUUGUGAAGAGUGUAUUUUGAUUUGUCUGGACCAGUAAGAUCAAGAUGAUCUCCUUCUGGCUCAUCUGUUGGAAGCUUCUGAGAGCUACCGCUGUGGCAAGUGUGACGGAUGGUAAAGAACUGAACGAAGGUUGCAGUAACACUCAGAAUCACAAUCCAAACGAACCCAGAUCCUUCUCGAAGGCAGUAACCAUGGAGACCAGUGAACAAACGGAGAUGACCAGCGUAAUUGCCUAUGAAAAGGAACUCUCUCUCACUGACUCAACUGAAAACAAAAAGGGCUUAGGAGGAACAGAAGAGGAACAAGUCUGUUUAGAGGCUGACUCACUAGAAUCCAUAGGAAAGAAAGCAUUGCUCGAAAUCCUAGCAGAUUUACCAGCUAGUAUGAUCGACGAGCUUGACGGCUUAGGAAACGGGCUCUGCACAGGUAACCCAUUUCGAAAGGAGGCUUUGUCUAGCCAUGAAGAACUCAACCGAAAUGAAUCCAUCACUUCGUCUGUCUCUGACACACCGUCCAGUGUUGACAGUGUGUAUGAGAACGAAGCUCAUCGUAAGAGACAGGACACCCAAGAACUAGAACAGCCUGAAGAUACUGUGUCCAACCCAGAGGAUGGUGAAGAUGGUGAGGAUAAAGACUCAAAAGAGAUUCAAUAUGGCCCAUUAGAAAACUACAUCAGUGAUGUCCCAGAGGAGUCUUUACUAGAACAGUACAUCAGAGAGGAGGUUCUGUCGGAUGUCUCCAACGAGUCCUGUCAUGGUCUGGACCCAGACGAGGUGGAUGAAUGCCUGCGUGUUGAGAUAGCAGAGGCCUCCUCAGACGAUGAGAGUGAAGAUGGAGCAAAUAAAUGGAGGGCGAUAUUUUCCUCCUCGAUCAACCAUGAGGACGAUGAUGACUAUCUGGAUAGCCUCCAACUGAGUGCACAGGAUCUCUUCGUCCAAAAGGUUGAAGUGCAAAACGUUGACAACCAUGACGAUAACAAGGAGGAAGUUCAAGUGAAGAUGCCAAAGGAAGAGGAACUGGAAGUGUUGGAGCAACCAGAUUACCUCACUGGUAUUGCACAGGAAGUGACAUACAACCCUGCAGCACUGCUCCAAAGCCUAUCCAAAAUCUCUGAAGACGAGGAAGGAAAUGGCAAUGGUUCAAGGCAUAAUACAUCUUGCAAGGCAGAUCCCAACAAGAAGCUUCCAAAGGACUUCUGCGUUAUCCAGGAGACCAAGAGUGAGAACGUCAGCACAGAGCACGUGGACUUCCAGCUGGCCCGGAAACAGUGGAGGGAGAUGGAAGAGCAGACCAAGAACUUGGUGCUGUCACCCACCACAAAGCAGUGUGGGCCGCUCACGGGCAGCCACAGCUUCAUGUACACUCCAGUCAGGAACAUUGACAGGCCCAAGACGAGAGAUACGAGCCUAGAGAAUUUGGCUAUGGGUGGAGCUGAGUAUCCCCACACCCAGUUCAGCCCCUGCUCAGAGGACUCAGGCCUGGGCGAUUCCAGCUACAGGUCCCCUUAUGAAGAAUUCCCAGAGACCUCCAUUGAGAGGGAGAUCCGCCUGGCCAUGGAGAGAGAAGACAACUUUAAGCGGGACAGGGGUUUCUCCAAUGAGACGAAACCUACAGAAUGUGCCCAGACAAAUGCCAAGCCAGUCAUCUUGCUCCCAGCGAAGCUAUGUCAGGAGGUUGACGAAAAGAGGAAGACGUUUGACAAUAUGGAGGAUGGCAGCUGCAAAAUACCCAGAUCCAAAACUACUCCAUCAUUCAUUAUUACGUCUUCACCGGCAAAGGGGCCACUGAAACACGAUCUGCCUGCCAACAGCAUCAUUAUACUAGAACCGGAAGGAAGUCCAAGACAUGGCGCCAGAGACACCUCCAGAGCUAACGAGUGGCACUCAGAUGAGACCUCCAAUGCCAACUUCAUCAUCCUAGAGACAUCCAACCUGAUCAUCAGGAGCACAUCAGAGUUCUGCCUGAACACGGCCUGUGAGCAGCAGGGCCAGGAAUGCUCCUCAACGUUCCUCAACAACCCCUUCUUCAAGCUGCGCUCCAGGAGCCAGCUGUCAUUGGUGGACGAGGAGAUCAAGAUGGUGAAACAGCGCGAAGAGGAGCUGAAGAAAGAAAGAGCGAACAUCUAUCCGAAAGGGAUGUACAACAACACAGGCCUAGUGGCCGAAAAUCUCAUGGACAGCUUGUCGUUUGAAGUUGAUGCGCCACUGAAGUGUAAGUCUUCGCCAUCAUCACCAAUGAAAACUGCAUACAAGAUGGAUCGCUCAGCCCUAUCCUGUGAUCACAGAUUUCCUGAGGUGUAUGGAGCCGGAGGAAGGCGUAAGAGCGCCUUGGCGCUGCGCUGGGAGGCUGGGGAGUUUGCCGAGUGAAGAACAACAGGGUACAACCUGCAGUCACUGGUGAAAAUAUUGUCUGUCCACUUUCAGCUGAGUUAAUAGACUUAAUGCAGUGCUACAAACUCAUGUUUGUCUCAUGUUGCGACAUUUAACCACACUUGCUGCUUCUGUAAUGUUAUCGAUUCUCUGGUCGAAGUGCCAGGAAAUAGUAGUGUGUGUUCGCCCGCCAAGAUGCCUGAAUGUAAAAUGAAUGUAAUGUUUAGUCCACAGAUGCUAACAUUUUAUGAAAUUUUAAUGUGAGCAAAUCUGAAAACAUAUUUUGGUGUAUUGUCUUGCUAAAGGAAAGAAGCUUAUAUUUAUUGUACUUUCGUACUGUGUUUUCCAGAAAUAUUGAUGUGGGCAUAUAACAUACUGUAUGAUACAAUACUAUAACAUGUAACUUGUAUCAAAAAAUAUAUUCAAUCAGUAGCUGAAAACUGAGAUAUGUUGAACGGACAUUAUACACCAUGUGAAAUCAUGUUUUAUUGAAAUACAUUUUUAACAUUCCCUUAAAGCUGGAAUCCUUAAUGGUGAAACCACCACAUCUGUUUGCGAUAUUUUAAAAACAAUAACAACGGUGAUGGGCAGCCAGUGGUGCUGUUUCCCCUUAUUACGGAUUCCAUGUUUAAAAUAAAUAAAAUACUAUUUCCAGAAUCAAAAGGGAUAUGGUAAAAAAAAAUGCUUAUAAAAAAAUAACUUUUCUAUAUUGUGCAUUUCCCUACAAAUGUCAGAUGUUUACAAUUUUCAAAGAAGGAAAAUGUUUCUGCUUUUAAAUAAUUAUUGAGGCAGAGUAUUAAACAAGCUCCAUUUUUUGAGAAUUGCCAUUUAACGCUGAUAAUUGAGUUCAUGAAACAAAAAAUAAUUGACAUUGUUUCAUUAAGUAUGUUUGUAUGCUUACUUGUUACUGUUUUGCAAAAAUCACCAGUAUUGCUUGCUAGCAUUUUAAAUUGUGUAAGGAAAUUACCUAAAAUAAGAGAGAGGCCACUUUAUUACAUUAUUUUUCAGGUGAUUUUCCUUGUAUUCUUACUGCAAGUGUUCAAUAGAUUAGUGCAACAAUAAAUACCACGUAUGAAUA
This is a messenger RNA of Salmo salar (Atlantic salmon), 4943 nucleotides long. The record is from RefSeq and is a predicted model, not a curated record. Lineage: Eukaryota; Metazoa; Chordata; Actinopteri; Salmoniformes; Salmonidae.